Molecule: messenger RNA, 852 nt
Organism: Fragaria vesca subsp. vesca
Lineage: Eukaryota; Viridiplantae; Streptophyta; Magnoliopsida; Rosales; Rosaceae
Product: cytokinin riboside 5'-monophosphate phosphoribohydrolase LOG7-like
Exons: 7
Coding region: 36-683 (215 amino acids)
Biological process (GO): cytokinin biosynthetic process
Cellular component (GO): cytosol; nucleus
Molecular function (GO): hydrolase activity, hydrolyzing N-glycosyl compounds
Source: RefSeq, a predicted model, not a curated record
CAUUAUUCUCUAAGAUCACAGAGAGAGAAGAAGAGAUGGAAGAGACAAACUCGAGAUUCAAUAGGAUUUGUGUUUUCUGUGGUAGCAGUUCAGGCAAGAAAGCUAGCUACCAAGAAGCUGCUGUUGAACUCGGCAAGGAGCUGGUGGAGAGAAGGAUUAACUUGGUGUAUGGUGGUGGAAGCGUGGGGCUGAUGGGUCUCGUUUCUCAGGCAGUUCAUGAUGGCGGGCGCCAUGUUAUAGGAGUUAUUCCAAGAACCCUAAUGCCCAGAGAGAUAACUGGUGAGACUGUUGGAGAAGUGAGAACUGUAUCAAAUAUGCACCAAAGGAAAGCCGAGAUGGCUCGUCAAGCCGAUGCUUUCAUUGCUCUCCCGGGUGGUUACGGCACCCUAGAAGAAUUGCUUGAAGUCAUUACCUGGGCUCAGCUUGGAAUUCACCGCAAACCUGUGGGGCUUUUGAAUGUGGACGGCUACUACAAUUCAUUGUUGAGUUUCAUUGAUCAGGCCGUUGAUGAAGGCUUUAUUUCUCCUACUGCACGUCAGAUCAUCGUGUCUGCUCCAACCGCCAAGCAAUUGGUUAGACAACUAGAGGAAUAUGUUCCUGAGUAUGAUGAAGUAACAUCCAACUUGGUCUGGGAAGAGGUGGACAGGAUAAAUUAUGUGUCCGAAUCAGGGGUCGCCACGUGAAAGGUUGCACGAAUCAUGCAUGACCCCUUUUUGUGUUAUGAAGUGCAGUGUACAUCAUCAGGAAUGGAACUUUGGGUCUUUUUGUAGCCUGAGCCAGAGAACGCUGUACACUUCCUCUCAGAGUUUCUAAUAUAUAUAUAUAUAUAUAUAUAUAUAUAUAUAUAUUAAU